Molecule: messenger RNA, 976 nt
Organism: Grus americana (Whooping crane)
Lineage: Eukaryota; Metazoa; Chordata; Aves; Gruiformes; Gruidae
Gene: SRRD
Product: SRR1 domain containing
Exons: 7
Coding region: 14-841 (275 amino acids)
Biological process (GO): microtubule-based process
Cellular component (GO): nucleus; cytoplasm
Source: RefSeq, a predicted model, not a curated record
GGGAGGGCGGCACAUGGCGGCGGCGGCGGGCGAGUGGCGCCCGGCGGGCGGGCGGAGGCGGCGGCGGGGCCGGGCGGGCGGAGAGGCGGAGGAGGAGGCGGAAGGCGGCGCGGUGCUGCGGGGGCUGCGGGAGGCGCGGGACGAUCUGCUGAGCUCCGGCUUCUGGGCGGCGAGCGCCGGAGCCGUGCGGGCCCCGCUGGGCGGCAGCUCGGAGCCGCCCUUCCGCUGCGUCUGCUACGGCCUGGGGCGGUUCAGCGGCUGCCCCGCCGCCCGGCUCCAGCUGGCCUUCCUGCUGCUGCUGCUGGAGGAGCUGGGGGUGCCGCCCGGGCGCUGCUCGCUGUUCGACCCCGUCUUCUCCGCCCGGGAGCUGGCGGCGCUGGCGCGGCUGGGGCUGCGGCUGCUCCCGGACAACGAGGAGGGGAAGCACGGCGUGGAGGGCUCGGGCACGCUGUUUUACAUGGUGCACUGCGGGAAAGCCCUGUACAACAACCUGCUCUGGAGGAACUGGUCCGCGGGGGCUCUGUCCAAAAUGGUCAUCAUCGGGAACAGCUUUAAAGGAAUGGAGGAGAGAUUGCUGUCAAGAAUAUUGGAGAGAGAUUAUUCUUACAUAGCAAAGGUCUUGAAAGGGACGGAGGAAGUGGCACUCCCCGCGCACCCCCGGUACCUGGACACCUUUAACGACACCUCCGUCCACUGGUUUCCCUUGCCAAAACUGAAGGAACUCUCCCCCGAGGUCUGGGAUUUCGUGGAGGAGCCGACGUACGAAGAAUGUGACGACCUGGAGAUCAUCAGGAAGGAGGACAGCGCUGACGGGCGCAGCCCCGCUGCCACUGAGUCCUGACUGCUCUGCAGCAGGGCAACCUUGGGGCUGCGUCUCUUCCACGGCAUCAUGCUCUGCCAAAAGCGGUGGCACCCGAAUGCUGAGCCUGAUGGGACGUUUUUGUAUCUUAAUUAUUUAAUAAAAGGUAAAGCCAUG